AUGUCACUUUGGAAAUGUAGAGGAAGUUUUGUAGAGUUAUUCAUGGAAUCGUUUACGGAAAAGGAACUAUUGGCGACGAUAAAUGACAUGGGUUACGAUCUUUCUCCUGAAGAACUGGUAUUUUUUAAGAAAGAAAUGGAUAAAUUCUUGGAUGAGCUGGAAAGAGAAAACGAGCAACAAUCACAGGACCAAAAUGUGUCAUUUAGUUCUCUAAUGAAAGAUAUUUCUCAACUGUCUACUUGUGAUAUACCGUGCAUUUCUGAUAAGGAGGAAUUAAUUUAUGCCGAACAAUAUCGUUGUCUUCAAUCUCACGAAAAUCCUGAAUUGCGUAAAAAUCAAGGAAAUGCCGCGCGAUCUUCUACAUCGAUUAAUCGCUACGGAAUACUAAAUCGUGAUGAAAUAGUAAAUAUUUUGGAUGAUGGUUAUCGUUGCCUUCGACAAAUUACUGUAGAUAACAAUCGCUUGCAAGACCUAAAUAGCCGUCUCGAGGAAAGUUUGUACCAUAGUCGUACAAGAUCACUUUCGUCUGAUGAAGACAAGCCAAAAAUUGUAUUUGCUCAAGCAGUGAACGAUGUAAAAGAUAAGGUGAAAAGUGACAAUGUACAAAUUGCUGUGGAUCCUGCUAUACGACCGGUUCUGCACCCUCUUCCUGGCGGAGUACCUUUUCGACACGAUCCUGUGAAAAAAUAUGAAUUAUAUAAGAAAGGUUGGUUGGAAAAUCCUCCUCCAGGUGAGAAAAAGCGAUUAUCAUUGAGGUGGAAGGUACGAGAAUUCAUGCUGCGAAGAGACAUUUCCGGAGUUAAACCGCUAGAUUUGGCUCGAAGAAGAAUAUCAAAUCCUGAUUGGUGUCCACGUCCUUAUCUCGACUAA
Molecule: messenger RNA, 870 nt
Organism: Acanthocheilonema viteae
Lineage: Eukaryota; Metazoa; Nematoda; Chromadorea; Rhabditida; Onchocercidae
Source: the annotation of a GenBank genome assembly